AUGAAGAUAGUCAAUGGAAAAGCGAACGAAAGUUUAAAUCCAAGAAAAGGAGAUAUACGAGUCAAUCAUCAUGGAUUAGAAGAAAAAUUUGACGGAAAUAAAUAUAAAAUUGUUUGUAAAUUCGAAGGCUGUGCCAAUAUUGCACAAAGUAAUGAGCGAUGUAAAAGAAGUCAUAUAACAACACAAUUAAAACCUAAUUAUAAUUCGAUAAAGACAAUCAAUACUUCAUCGUCCUCAACAAGAAAUAAUAAUUCUGCUACAAAAAUUACACGAAAUAGACAUCGUACACAUUUUGUACGAGUAGCAAAGAUAAAGAAACCAACUGUUCAAAAUGGCGAAGACCAAUCGCUGGAUCAAAUAUUAUUGACAUCAUGUGUCAAUAAUGGUAACUAUUCUCCACCUCAACCUAAAAAACGUUCUCCUUCAAAGACAACCACAUCGAAUGGAAAAUUAUCAUCACUAACGCAAUAUGAAAAAGGUGCAAUCGUUAACGACGACUAUGGCGUUCCAAAGAAAUUUGAUGGUUUUACCUUGAGAGAUAUUUGCAAAAAAGAUGGGUGUUUUAAUAUAGCACAGAAAAAUGGCAGAUGUAAAAAAAGUCAUCCGCGAAUACCAUUCAAGUUGUUCAAAAAUAUGGGUGAUAAGAAGGAUGCGUAUGAUGAUAAAUCGUUGACAGAACGAGUUCAUGCAUCGGUCUCAUCUUCAUCAGGAGUCACCAAUGUUCCAAAUCGAAGUCGUACUCGAGGCUCAACCAAACAACAACAAUCAGCAACGACAAUAGCAACAACAUCAGAUGUGUUAUCACGCAAAAGUGCAUCUGCUACAACAACACAAGAACAUACAACAAUCGAUGAAAAUACUAUUCGAAAACCAUCGAUAAAAACAACAACAAAUCAAAAUCCUUUGUCUACAAAACCGGCAAACGGUGAUAUAAUAACAUUAACAGAUGGAAUUAGAAAAAAAUGGAAUGGUAUCCAAUGGAGAAAACUAUGCAGUAAACCUGCAUGUCCGUAUUAUAUGCAAAGUAAAUGCUUAUGUAAACAACAUCUUUUACAACUUCAGCGAGAAGAAAUGGAAGAAACACCUGAAGAAGAAUCUACAACGACUACAAAUCAAAUGGAUUUGCCAAACAGUGAUACUGAUUUGAGUCAAAUUUUAAAUGAUUCAUCAUCGGUCGUUCUUAAUUCCACCAAAGUGACAACAUCUGAUACAACUGUUGGAGCACAACAGUCACAAACGCCCGUUAAUCCUGUCAAAGGCGACAUCCUCGUUUUGGAGAACGGUGUACGAAAAAAGUUCGAUGGAAGGCAAUAUAGACGUUUAUGUAGUAGAGAUAACUGUUUGACACUUGUACAAGGUCCCGUCUAUUAUACGAAUGGCCUAUGCCCAAAGCAUUGGCAAGAAAAUCAAUCGAAUAUUACUGAAACGGAUUCAGCACAUCAACCACAACAGCACUAUUAUUAUCAAAAAUGUGAUCGAACGUCGAUUCGUCUACCAACAAAUGAUGUAGAAAAAAUUGAUACGUAUGAAUCAGCUGAAAAGCCAACGAAAACCACAACUACACCGUUUGUAGCAACAAGUUCGACGUCCUUUACAUCAUCAAGGAAAAAAGCGAGUGGUCGUCGUGCAAAAUCAUCAGUCGGUAGCCAUCGUCGCCGUCUGACAUACUUUGGAAAUAAAGUACCAAAACCUAGUCGUCGUUUAACAGUAGCUGCUACUUCAUCAUCCGUAAAUCUGGAUCAACCAACAAAAGGUGAUGUUGUUAUAUUAGAAAACGGUUCACGUAAAAAAUUUGAUGGUAUUGUAUGGCGAAAAACCUGUUCACUCCCUCAUUGUUUUAUUGCGGCACAAAAAAAUGAAUUGUGUCGUAAACAUUAUUUACAAUAUAACGGACAGUUGGACUUAGCCAGACGUGAUAACCAGACAACAACAUCAAAAAGCAAUUCAUCAUUAUCCGAUUCAACACGUGAAAAACGAGGAAGAGAUACCUCUUUAACGAAGAAAAGUUUAUCUCGAAUGAAACAUAAAUUUGAAGAUGAAGAAAAUUAUGAUAAUGGAAACAGUAUUGAUAUGAUGUCAAGCAGUUUUGACGGAGAAGAAGAAGGAGAAGAAGGAGAAGAAGAAGAAGAAGAAGAAGAAGAAGAAGAAAAAGAAGAUGCAAAGAAUGAAGAAGAAGAACUAGACAGUGAAGAAAAUGCACAUAGUGAUGAUGAUGAUGAUUUGUCAGUUGAUUAUAUUGAAAAUAGCUUAAUUAAUUUGUUGUCAGCGAGUCGAGAGAAAUUUCCAACUAGUGCAUUGAAAAAAUGGUUACACGAUCAUAAAGAUAAUCCUUAUCCAACACAUGAUGAUAAAAUAAACUUGGCUAAUCUAUCGAAUAUAACCUAUGAACAAGUUGGAACGUGGUUUAAUAAUGCAAGAGCAAUUCUAAGAAGACGACAAAAAAAAUUGAGACAAUCAACAAUUCCACUUGUUCAAAAACAACAUCAACGAAAACGCAGUAGUAUAAAAUUAAAACUUGAACCAUCAACAAAACACGUUGCAAAUUUAAAUCGAUCACAAUUUUACAACGGUAUUUCCACACGUUCAAUUGGGAUUCAGUGUAAUCCGUCGGUUGUUAAUAAAUCAACAACAACAAAUUCAAAUAUACCAAAAGUUAAGCAAGAAUAUGAACAGCGAAUGGUUCGUACUGUACAACCAUCAUCUACUAAUAACAAAAAUAAUUCGAAUACUCAAACUACCAGUGAAAAAUUAUCAAUUGAAAAUAAACUAAAUGUAAAAUUAUCAUCUCAAAAUGAUAAUGAUGAUGACGAUGAUGUAAAUAUUGAUUGUUUAAUGGAUAUCAUACCCGCACAAUCAACUAAUGGUUUAACAUGGAAAUAUGAUAGAGAAGAUGAAAUUAUUAUUACAAGUACUUGUUUGAAUGAUGAUCAAAUAGCACAAUUAAAAGAAUUUUGUACUAAAUUUGAAAUAAAAAUGUCUCAAAUUGUUGAUCAAACCACAACACAUUUGAUUACGGAUGAAGAGGAUACAUCGUUAAUAUGUCCAUUAUCAAAAAAAGUCAUUCAAGCUGUUGCAAGACACAUGUAUGUUAUUAGUUAUCGAUGGAUAAACGAAUGUUUAAGAAAAGGAAAAAUAAUUGAUGAGAAUAUUUAUGAAAUUUGUGGUGAUUUAACACUUUCACCAGAUCAUAAUGGUAUGCAACGUUCACGUUUAAGUGUAUUACCAAAAACUUUGCCACCAACGUUACUUCUUGAUAAUUAUUCAAUAAUGAUUAAAUGUGAUGGAUGUCAAGAUAUGAUGAAUAAUGAUGAAUUAAUUGAACUUGUUCAAUUAAGUGGUGCACAUUAUACAAUGGAUUCACAUUUUUCUCGAAUAUCGCGUUCAAUUAUACGAGUUGUUUUAUGUGAAAAAGAAUAUUUACGUAAUCGAAAAGAAAUGUAUGAUAAAUGUGUUAAAGUUGGCGUUCAUUUUCUAACACCAGAAUGGUUUUUAGAAUCACUUGUGCAAUAUAAAGUUCAACCAUUUCAUGAAUAUCAAAUAACAUUGUCAUAUGAUCGAUGA
Messenger RNA from Didymodactylos carnosus, 3561 nucleotides. The record is from the annotation of a GenBank genome assembly. Lineage: Eukaryota; Metazoa; Rotifera; Eurotatoria; Philodinida; Philodinidae.